UAGAUUUCGUCCUAUUUUUAUUUUUUAUCUUUUUUUUUUUUUGUAAUGCGUUUAGUCUGAGAUUUUUAGACAAGCAUGAUAUAGGAGAUAUGUGAGAAUUAUUCUGAACUUGGAUGAAGCUUAUGUUGGCAACUUUUGAUAUUGAAUGCAAGUUGAUUAAUUUUGAAAGUGAAAAGAAUUUGUUUCCACACCUGAAUAUUCUUGAAAUGUUGAUUCAUAUUUGAUUGUCAACAAACUGCUCGACGUAUUGCCUGAGAGAAAUUCGACUUGAUCAAAAUUUAUUAGGUUCGAUUCAACUACACAAGUUUAAAAGUAGUGAAGCAUGGGAUUAAGAAACAAUGACAUACACAUUGUUGCAUUUGAGUUUUUAACAUAUACAAAAUUAGUGUUCGGUUUUUUGGGAGAAACUGGACCCAUGUAAUAAGCAGCAGAAGUUGUUGGAUUAUCUUUCUCUUCUUUUGGUGUUGUUAAAGAAGAAGGAGAUUGUGUAGGUUGUAGAAGUUGAAAGUUUUUAUAUAUUUCAGAUUUAUUAGAAAGUAGAAGAAGAUUUAUGAAUGAUGAUACAUAGAGGUAAUCUGUAUACGAACUGGAAGCGCUAACUGAUGGUAAAUAGUAGGUUAAAAAUAUGUUUACUUAUUGGAAAAAAUAGUUAUUUAUAUCAUUGUGAGUCAUUCAAUAUAAUUUAUCUUUCAUUCUGUUCUGUAUGGACUUGUGUAAUGGUAACUUGAUGAGAAAUGUUGGGCAGGAAGAAAUGAGAAGAUUUUUUGCGGGGAAGAGUAUUUUGAAUCGGAUCCAAUCUUCGAACCGGUUAAAUCUCUACCCGAAACGACCCUUUUGCUCCUCCACCCAAAACAAAAAGCCCACCGCCAUUACCAGUAGCAACAAUGGGUCUUCUUCAUCUCCUUCAAUCAGCAAUUACAGCGAGCAAUACAAAGCUCUUGAGAACCUUGAUUUCAUGACUGCCGCAAAGAUUCUCUUCUCCGGAACCCCCAAUAAGAAGGAGUUUGGGUUGGAUUUCCACCUGGUACAACUCUUCUUUGUAUGCUUGCCAUCUCUGGCUGUGUAUCUUGUAGCUCAGUAUGCUCGCAGUGAAAUGAAGAAAAUGGAUGCGGAAUUGGAACGGAAGAAACAAGCGGAGUUUGAAGCACAAGCGAAAGAGAUGGAGCUAAAAGCUGCCGAAGAAAAAGCAGCAGCAGCUUCUAAUCCAGAGCUUUUGGAGGUGAAAGAGAGGCUCGAUAAGCUCGAAAUUACGGUAAAAGAAAUUGCUUUGGAAUCGAAGAAGCAAACUAGUGAUGCUAUAAGAACUGGACCUCAAAACAACAAUGAGCAAAACAAACAGUAGUAGUACUGAUAAGCUGAAGUUGCUAUAAUUUUGUGAAUCUUUAAUCCAAUUUUGUGAAUCUAAAUAAAGUUUUCUUUUGGGGUGCUAUAAUUUAGCAUAAAUUAUGUUUAUCUUUCUGGUAAUGAUUAUCCAUGAACUUUAGAUAAUUUUCCCUUAAUAUUUAUCCAAUUUCAAUUUAUU
Messenger RNA from Erythranthe guttata (spotted monkey flower), 1522 nucleotides. The record is from RefSeq and is a predicted model, not a curated record. Lineage: Eukaryota; Viridiplantae; Streptophyta; Magnoliopsida; Lamiales; Phrymaceae.